UUAUUCGACUUACAAAUACACUAACUAAAUUUACGAACGAGUGACCUGUUUUCUGUCUAAAAUUUAUAGAGUAUAUUCCUUUCAAUUUUAGUUAUUCUGCUUCGUAUAGAUCAUUCUUGAAUUAUGCUUCAAAAUGGCGGGCUACGCUAUUUAUUGAUUGAUGGCGGAGAAGAAGAAAGAAGGAGAGCCAGUGGGUGGAGAGGAAUUUUAUGUGGAGAAAAUUUUAGAUAGACGUAUCAGAAAUGGCAAGGUUGAGUAUUUUUUGAAGUGGAUAGGAUACAACGAUGAGGAUAACACAUGGGAACCUGAAGAGAACUUAGAUUGUCCAGACCUUAUUGAAACAUUUGAAGAAGCCCGUAAGAAGAAAGAAGCAGAGGGAAAACGUCCUAAAAUUGGAAAGGAUGCAAAGAAGAGAAAAUCUAAUGCUGAUAAUACAGCUGAUUUAAAGGGUGCAAAAAAAAGUAAAAGUGAUGAUAAAAAAAGAUCUGGAUUUGACCGUGGAUUGGAACCAGAAAAAAUUAUUGGAGCUACUGACAGUAGUGGUGAGCUGAUGUUUCUCAUGAAGUGGCAGGGUAUUAAUGAAGCAGAUUUAGUGACUGCCAAGCAGGCACAUGUAAGAUGCCCGCUUAUUGUGAUACAGUUCUAUGAAGAGAGGUUGACAUGGCACACCCCUUUUCCAGAUGAUUUCAAUGAUGAUUCUGAAUAAAAGGAACAUCUGAAAAAUUUAAGAUUACUUAAACAUAAUAUUAAGCUAUUUAUAAUGUAUCUUUAUAUAUUCAUACAAUGUGGCACUACAUUGCAUUAUUUGUUGCUUAGACAGCAGAACCUCUAUAGUUCAAACCCCUUCUAAUCCGAAUGCAAUACUCACAAAAUAAAUGCCUUGACUGGGCUGACCUA
Leptidea sinapis is the source of this 897-nucleotide messenger RNA. Its product is annotated as chromobox protein homolog 3-like. Gene Ontology annotation, biological process: chromatin organization; negative regulation of transcription by RNA polymerase II. Bases 161 to 706 code for a protein of 181 amino acids. Gene Ontology annotation, molecular function: chromatin binding. The transcript is spliced from 5 exons. NCBI's taxonomy places the organism in Eukaryota, Metazoa, Arthropoda, Insecta, Lepidoptera, Pieridae. The record is from RefSeq and is a predicted model, not a curated record. Gene Ontology annotation, cellular component: pericentric heterochromatin; nucleus.